AUGUCGGAAUCUCAAGAAGCUACCAACACACCCAUGCCUUCCUCUGCCGACGCUGUCUCUGUAAAGAUGCAAGAAGGAUUCCAAGAGGUUGCAGUCCGCGCUACAGUGGGCCUUGUGCUGGGUGGUAUGGCAGGAGUCGUCCUAUCACGAGGAGGAGGCUCGUCGAUGCGCAAAGUAUUGGCAGGAUUUGGCGCUGGUGCUGGAGGCGGAUCCGCCUGGACCAAGUGCUCCAUUUCCAUUGACGAGUUGGUAUCUUCUGCUACCAAGUAA
Molecule: messenger RNA, 270 nt
Organism: Cylindrotheca closterium
Lineage: Eukaryota; Bacillariophyta; Bacillariophyceae; Bacillariales; Bacillariaceae
Source: the annotation of a GenBank genome assembly